Bufo bufo (common toad) is the source of this 1417-nucleotide messenger RNA. Its product is annotated as dynein light chain Tctex-type protein 2B-like. Lineage: Eukaryota; Metazoa; Chordata; Amphibia; Anura; Bufonidae. The coding region runs from base 226 to 822 and encodes 198 amino acids. Gene Ontology annotation, cellular component: cytoplasm; cytoplasmic dynein complex. The record is from RefSeq and is a predicted model, not a curated record. The transcript is spliced from 4 exons. Gene Ontology annotation, biological process: microtubule-based movement. Gene Ontology annotation, molecular function: dynein intermediate chain binding.
GUUACCCUUUGUAGUCCUGGGCUUUCCCCAGUGAAUGGAACACACCUAUACGAGCGCCACAUUUCUGCACUCUAUGUAUUGACAUAAAGGCUUAGUUGCCUUUGGACAAGUGACACAUGACAAACUCUCCUGGUCCAGGUACACAGCUCGGUCGCUGGAGCCGUUAACAAAGAUAUUUACCUGGAGCCCGUGCCUCCAACACAGCGUCGCUUCAUCUCGGCCACCAUGACCUCCAAGACCAGUGGAAAGAGAGCUUCUGUGGCCAGUGUCCGGAUAAACCUGGACGCCCCUGACAAGUCGGCACUGAAAAUGCCUAUAAGAAGUAAGCCGUCUCUGGGUAACGUGUCGAUCAGUAACCAAGCCUCCUGGAGUCUAUCUGGUCUGCUCGCUGCCCAGAGGAUGACCAAGAACCUGAAGGAGAGGAGAGCCCAGAAGGUGGCGCUGGUGAAGAAGACAGAGAUUGUGGAGCCUCAGCCUCCAUCCUUUGCCUCUCGGCCGCCGGAGAAGGUCCAGCUCUCCGCCAUAAGGCACAUUUUGGAAGGCUACCUCCCGCUGCGGCUGGGGAACACCACCUACGACCCCAAGAAAGUUCCGUUGCUAGUGAAGGAGAUCAGCGAGGAGAUCAAAAGCCAGGUGAAGAAGGUCCUGCCGGCGCGCUACAAGACGCUCUGCGUGGCCACGAUGGGCGAGAGAGGUCAGGAAGACAUUAAAGUGGUUAGCCGCUGCCUCUGGGACCCCCAUGCUGACAAUUACGCAGCGCACGUGUACCAGAACGACAGCCUCUUCUGUGUGGUGUCCGUGUACACUGUGUUCUGCGAGUGACUCUAUAGGUCCUGUCCAUCGUCCGUGCCAUCCCUGCUCCGGAUCGAAGGACACCGCCCUGCUCAUAGAAAACAUGAGGAAAAUCUGCUCUUGCUGUUAGCAACCAAUCUGGUUCUGCUGUUUUUUUGUGCCGCUCUAUCAUGAGACAGCUAUAUAGGGUUAAUCACGGGCACCAUGGAUCCCCUGUGUGGGAUUGUAUUGGGCCGUGCACAGCGCCCGGUGUCCGACUAAAAGGGACACUUUGGGGAAGUAACCAACACUGACCAAUCACCAUGGCUCCAGUGUGGGGAGCUGUCCAGCGGCGGCUCUAGCGCCUCCCCCAGGGUGACCCUGAUUAGACAUCUUAUUGAAAGAGCCUCUGAUGGAGCAGGUAUCCCAAAUCACACAGGUUUACAGCAUGUGAUAUGUAUCCUGGCGGCCAUUGUACUGCUACAUACGGAACUCACCUCAAAGUCAUUAUCAGCCCCCACCUCUGGGCAUUGAGUAUCACAUGUAUGUCAUAUAUCAAUACACGUCACAUGUAUGUCAUAUAUCAAUACACGUCACAUGUAUGUCAUAUAUCAAUACACGUCACAUGUAUGUCAUAUAUCAAUAC